AUGACCAAGUAUAUUGUUGUCUCUGGUGGUGUCAUUUCUGGUAUUGGUAAGGGUGUCAUUGCCUCCAGUACCGGUACUCUUUUGAAGAGUUUGGGUCUUCGUGUGACAGCCAUCAAAAUCGAUCCCUAUCUCAACAUAGAUGCUGGUCUGAUGAGUCCUUUGGAUCACGGCGAGGUCUUUGUAUUGAACGACGGUGGUGAAGUUGAUUUGGAUUUGGGCAACUAUGAGCGUUUCCUCGAUGUCGAAUUGAGCCGUAUCAAUAACAUUACAACUGGUAAAAUCUACAGUGAAGUGAUUGAAAAGGAGCGUAAGGGUGAUUACCUCGGUAAGACUGUUCAAGUCGUUCCUCAUGUCACUGAUGCCAUCCAAAGCUGGGUUGAGCGUGUCGCUGAUUUACCUAUCGAUGAUUCUGGUGAGAAGCCUGAUGUGUGUAUCAUUGAAUUGGGUGGUACUGUGGGUGAUAUUGAAUCUGCUCCCUUUGUUGAAGCCAUGCGUCAAUUCCAAUUCCGUGUGGGCCAUGACAACUUCUGUUUGAUCCAUGUCUCUCUUGUGCCUGUCGUUGGCUCUGUGGGUGAGCAAAAGACCAAGCCUACUCAAAUGAGUGUGCGUGAUCUCCGUGGUGCUGGUCUCACUCCCGAUCUCAUUGCUUGCCGUUCCUCCAAGAUCUUGGAUCCCUCUGUCGCUUCCAAGAUCUCCAUGUUCUGUCACGUUGCUCCCGAGCAAGUUUUGGCUGUGCAUGAUGUCUCUUCUGUAUACCACGUCCCCAUCUUGAUGCGUGAACACGGUGUCAUUGAUUUCUUCCGUCGUCGUCUCAACCUCGAUGCCCUCAAGAUCAGCGAUGAAAGCCGUUUGGCUGGUGAGGAAUUAUGGACCAAGUGGACUACUUUGGCUGGUAGUUACGAACACAUUCACGAAACUGUUACUAUUGCUCUUGUCGGCAAGUAUACCAACCUCCACGAUUCUUACAUCUCUGUCUACAAGGCUCUUGAGCACGCUGCUCUUGCUUGUAAGCGCAAGCUCGAAAUCAAGUGGAUUGAAGCUACUGACUUGGAGUCUGAAGCACUCAAGGCGGAUCCUAUCAAGUUCCAUGAAUCCUGGCAAAACUUGUGUGCCGCUGACGGUAUUUUGGUGCCUGGUGGCUUUGGUGGUCGUGGUAUUGAAGGUAUGAUUAUGGCUGCCAAAUGGGCUCGUGAAAACAAGAUUCCUUACUUGGGUAUCUGUCUCGGUAUGCAAAUUGCUGUCAUUGAGUUUGCUCGUAACGUCUGUGGUAUGGCAGAUGCUGAUUCCGCUGAAAUGAACCCUGAUACUCCUUCUCCUGUCGUUGUUUACAUGCCUGAAAUCUCCAAGACUCAUAUGGGUGGUACUAUGCGUCUUGGUCUUCGUGCUACUGUCUUCCAAGAUGGUACUGAAGAGUCUCGUGUUCGCAAGUUGUAUGGUGGUAAGCCCUCUGUGGAUGAGCGUCAUCGUCAUCGUUAUGAAGUCAACCCUGAACACGUUGACAAGUUUGAGUCCAAGGGCCUCAAGUUUGUUGGUAAGGAUGAGACUGGCCAGCGUAUGGAGAUUGUUGAAAUGGAAGAACAUCCCUACUUUGUUGGUUGCCAAUACCAUCCUGAAUACCUCACUCGUCCUUUGAACCCAUGUCCUCUUUUCAAGGGUCUCAUUUUGGCCGCCGUUGGUGAGCUCGAUGCUUCCUUGUAA
Mucor velutinosus is the source of this 1698-nucleotide messenger RNA. RefSeq lists its product as uncharacterized. The transcript is spliced from 2 exons. The record is from RefSeq and is a predicted model, not a curated record. NCBI's taxonomy places the organism in Eukaryota, Fungi, Mucoromycota, Mucoromycetes, Mucorales, Mucoraceae. Gene Ontology annotation, biological process: pyrimidine nucleobase biosynthetic process; CTP biosynthetic process. The coding region runs from base 1 to 1698 and encodes 565 amino acids. Gene Ontology annotation, cellular component: cytoophidium; cytoplasm. Gene Ontology annotation, molecular function: identical protein binding; CTP synthase activity.